Molecule: messenger RNA, 2955 nt
Organism: Arachis stenosperma
Lineage: Eukaryota; Viridiplantae; Streptophyta; Magnoliopsida; Fabales; Fabaceae
Product: protein NAR1
Exons: 13
Coding region: 965-2401 (478 amino acids)
Cellular component (GO): cytosol
Molecular function (GO): 4 iron, 4 sulfur cluster binding
Source: RefSeq, a predicted model, not a curated record
CUUCAACUCCUUCCUUCAGGCAAAGAGCAAAUUGCCCUAGCCUCCCCCAAUGAAAGCAAACACUAGCCUCCACCAAUAGUUGUCCCCGUCUGUCGGAGUGAGAGACUGCUGCCGCCGUCUGUCGCACUCAAGAACUUCCGUCUUCGUUCUCUCGGGCCUCUCGCCGGAUCCUCCACGUCGGGUGCUCGCAUCUCGCCGUUCUCCUCUGUGCUCGGCUGCUCGCGCCUCCCUUCGCCAGUGAGUGCUCGAGCUGUGCGUGUAGGUUGCUGCUCGUUGUCCGUGGUUGUCUCUGCUCGAUUCUGCCUCCCAGUCUCACUCGAGUCUCGUCUCAGUCACUGGCAUCUCGUGGUUCGUCUGUCUCGUCGCCGGCGGCAGAAGCAGCUCGUGGGGGUGUCUCUUGCUUCGUCGCCUUCCGUGGGGUGGUCGCCGACUCGCCGUCGACCGUUGACCGGUUGGACCAAUAAAUCAGUGAACCAGUAGCUAGAGCGGUUCGAUGACCGGUCCGGUUCUCAGAACCUUGCCUAAUUCUGCAGUGCCGUGAUCACUCACGACCAAGCCUCAACGUCUCUCUUCUCUAGGGUCUCUUUCGCGCCACUCUCUCCCUCAAGCUUUCUCACCUCUCUCACGCCACUCUUGUCUCUGGUGUCUCACUUCUCUGGCAGUCACCGUUUCAGACUCAAGCUCGUCGCGCUGUGUCCUCACCGUCUCAAGCUCAGUCGCCGCCGUUCUGCGCUCGCUUCGACGGCGGCAGAACCAGACGGAACUAGUAUCUGGUCCCUCGGGUGGUGGUCGUUGUCGUCUUCUUGCUUCUGCCGCCAGUUCAGUUGGUCAGCUUCCUUCCUUCGCCGUCAGUUGGUCCGUGGCAGGUGCUGAGACACCCUCUACCUCCUUAUCAUCAAUCAACUUACCGCGUACCGCCACCUGACCUCUCUUUUUCAGCUUCCCCAACUACAAAUUGUUGAUCAUGUCGGAAAAAUUCUCGGCGGUGCUUCGGAUUGGGGACCUCAACGAUUUCAUAGCGCCGUCUCAGGCAUGCAUAGUAUCGCUCAAGGGCUUGAAAGCAAACGCCAACAAGCCCGAUUCCGAGGUUUCAGUUGGCAGAAACAAGCAAGUUCAGUCAGAGCCUGUUAAGAUUUCUCUAAAGGAUUGUUUGGCAUGCAGUGGCUGUGUUACAUCUGCGGAGACAGUUAUGCUGGAGAAACAAAGUUUGGAUGAGUUCUUGUCUAAUAUUAAUAAAGGAAAAGCAGUGAUUAUGUCGGUUUCUCCCCAGUCAAGGGCCUCUCUUGCAGCUCAUUUUGGCAUUUCUCCCCUUCAGGUUUUCAAGAAGCUGACAAGAUUUUUCAAAUCAUUGGGAGUGAAGGCAGUUUUUGAUACAAGUUGCAGUAGAGAUUUAACCCUUAUUGAAUCUUGUAUGGAGUUCAUGUCAAGGUACAAACAGAGUCAACUGUCUGAUGAUGAGAAGAAUAAGUCGAGCCUACCUAUGAUUGCUUCUGCAUGCCCAGGUUGGAUAUGCUAUGCAGAGAAGCAACUUGGGUCGUUUGUUUUACCAAAUAUUUCAAAAGUAAAGAGUCCACAACAAACAAUUGGAGCCAUCAUAAAACACUAUUUAUGCCAAGAUAUGGGGCUUAGGCCUGAAGAAAUUUACCACGUCACUGUUAUGCCUUGUUAUGAUAAAAAGCUUGAGGCUGCUAGGGAUGACUUUGUUUUCCAACCGGAGUCCCAUGAUGAAGGGAGUGGGAAUGAGGAUAACACAAUGACAGAGGUUGAUUCGGUACUCACAACAGGAGAAGUUUUGGAAUUGAUUCAGUUAAAAGAAGUUGAUUUUCAAAGCUUAGAAGAAUCUCCUUUGGAUAGACCGUUGACAAAUAUUAAUGAAGAAGGUUACCUUUAUGGGGUCCGUGGAAGCUCUGGAGGUUAUGCAGAAACAAUUUUCCGAUAUGCCGCUAGAACUUUUUUUGGAAGACAGAUUGAUGGCCCUCUGAACUUUAGAAAUAUACGGAAUUCAGAUUUUCAGGAAGUUACACUUGAGGUGGAGGGGAAAACAGUGUUGAGAUUUGCUCUCUGUUAUGGUUUCCGGAACCUGCAAAAUGUUGUCAGAAAAGUUAAAACUGGUAAAUGUGACUAUCAUUUCCUGGAGAUCAUGGCAUGCCCUUCAGGUUGCUUGAAUGGCGGAGGUCAAAUUAAACCAAAGAAAGGGCAAUCUCCCAAAGAAUUGAGCCAGUUGUUGGAAACUAUUUACAUGGAAAAUGUUUGUGUAGCAGAACCAUUCGAUAACCCCAUCGUAAGAGGCUUAUAUGACAAGUGGCUCGAGCAGCCUGGCUCCAAUAAAGCCAAGAGACACCUUUACACGCAGUACCAUCCCGUCGAGAAAAGUAUUACCUCUCAAUUGCAUAAUUGGUGAGAAAAUUUCAGAAGUGAAGUUUUGAACAGAAAUGGGGUUGAAAGGAACAGGACCUUUUUCCCAGUAUUUUUUCUUCAAUUAAUCUUGUGGUAUCAGAAGGUUCAAUGGGUCAUCAUCAUCCAAUUUUGGUAGUGGGCAGUUUUUUUUUUUCUUAUGUAUAUAUGGUUUACACCCUCCAUAUUUAUACCAACCCCAGUCACCACCAGUGAGUUUUGUAUUGUAUACCCUUCAUCUCAAGUCUUAACCCAAUUUGAUUGCAAAUGGAAAAAUCACUGAGAUAUUUGUUUAGUUUUUUUCCCCUGGAGCCACUAUUAUUUGUGGGAUCCAGGUUUGUCAAUAAUUUCAAUGUGUAGAUAACUAAACACACUGUUUUGUGUGUUGUUCCAACACAUCUGCCGGUUCAUUCCAUGUAUUAACUUCUAAUGACAGUUGAGUUUAGUAAGGAAGCAAGUAAAUCUUGACUAUAGAGUCGAAUAAGAGGCUAUGGGGUUAUGUGUUACUCUUUGCUGUAAGCUUCUUUAAUUGAUAUGUACAAAGUUUUAUUAAAAUUUAAA